Molecule: messenger RNA, 2043 nt
Organism: Tremella mesenterica DSM 1558
Lineage: Eukaryota; Fungi; Basidiomycota; Tremellomycetes; Tremellales; Tremellaceae
Exons: 11
Coding region: 1-2043 (680 amino acids)
Biological process (GO): negative regulation of fatty acid biosynthetic process
Cellular component (GO): Cul4-RING E3 ubiquitin ligase complex; cytoplasm
Molecular function (GO): protein binding
Source: RefSeq, a predicted model, not a curated record
AUGCCAAGACAUACAUUGCAUUCCCUACAUCGAUCAUUCGGAAGACGAGAACAUUUAGCAUUCUCUAGUGAGACGAGUUGGGAUAGAUUAGAUAGAGUUCAGGUAUUAGGAGAAGAUGGAUAUGGUCAUACUGGUUGUGUUAACGCUUUAUCAUGGUCUGAUGAUGGAUCUACUUUACUAUCAGGAUCAGAUGACAAAAAGAUAUGUAUCUGGAAAGCUGACCCUUCACCUACUUCCGGUACCGCCACUUCACCUCAUCCACUCCGAUUAACAGAAACCAUCACCACAGGUCAUUGGGCCAAUAUCUUCUCAGCUCGAUUAUUACCAAAUACAAAUACACCAACUAUAGUGUCUUGUGCUGGAGAUAGAGAUGUUAGAGUGUUUGAAGUUGAACGUUUGGGAAGGGCGGAGGAUCAUAGAGGUCAAAGAGCAUUAUGGGGUGUGGAUGGUCCUGGCGUCCGUAUCCUAAAAUGCCAUCGAGAUCGUACCAAAAGAAUAGCCACAGAAAACUCUCCUCACUUAUUCAUGACAGUUUCAGAAGAUGGCACCGUAAGACAACAUGAUCUUCGAAUCCCUCAUCGAUGUAAAGAUGAAUGUCCAGAUCCUUUAUUUCGAGCUCCUGGAGAGGUGGAUUUGUAUAGUUUGAGUGUUAGUUUACCUGCACCUUAUAUGUUUGCAGUAGCAGGUAGGACUGAUUGUGCAUUCAUCUGCGAUCGUCGUAUGACAGAACGUCAACAUCCUUCUUGGGGUUCACAUAUCAAAUCUUCCGGUCAAGUUCAUUGUGUUAGACGACUUGGAUUGUCAGAGGAUCAAUGGAAUGAAGUUGGACCGGAGGACGGUAUGCGAUAUAAUGAAGAAAGACAUAUAACAUGUGUAAAGAUGAGUCCUGAUAAAGCUGACGAGGUCAUCGUAGCUUUUGCAAGACACUCUACAGCUUUAUUCUCGAUAUAUGAUUCCCCAGAAUCUCCCAACAUCCACUCUCAUUCACCCACCUCUAUCGUUCCACCAAUUACGUCAUCUUCUAAAGCUUCAAAAUCUCCGCGAGUCUCCAAUGGAAAUAGACGAUCACUUGAGGAGGAUCCCAAUGACCAAAGUACUUCCACAGGAAAGAGACGACAUUCCGUCUUAUCCACAACCGACGAGGUUGAGGCACAAAGAGUUAGGGGUCAGCCUCUCCAGGAUGAGUCACUCGCUAGUCCAUCAAACAGGAAUCUAUUAGUCAAUCAGGUCAAAGAUGAAGCUAUGGAAUAUAUGCGUGAUGAGCCGUUAUGGGAUGAAGAUAUCCUACCGGCUCACCUAAGAGGAGAAGCGCCUUGGCCGGAUGAUCCCGUUCCAGAAAACGUUGUUUCACCUCCUCAUUUAUUAGGUUUAAAUGAUCCAUACACUUACAUCGACCCAGAUGACGAUAUGGCCGUCGAGUUGGACGCGAUGGGUUAUUCAGAUUCUGAAGAGAAUCAUAUCGAUUGGGACGAAGAAGAAGAUUAUGAUGAAGAUGAAGAAAUUGAUGAAGAUUAUUAUGAAGAAAUGUUAGUUGAAAGAAAUAAUAUCGUUAGAUCUGGUAAAGAAGAAUUUAGAGAAGUUGAAAUGAUACUUCCUAAAAGGUGUUUCAAAGGAGCGAGAAAUAUGGAGACUGUUAAAGAUUGUAACUUUUUAGGAAACAUUUCGAAUAAAGUUUGUACAGGUAGCGAUGAUGGUAAUUUCUUUGUAUGGGAUAAAGAUACUGGUAGAUUGGUAGGUAUUUGGGAAGGUGAUGGAAGUGUUGUCAAUGGUAUUGGGAUUGACGAUACUGUCAAGAUGUUCGCUCCUACCCCACUCCGACCCCUCCCUUCAUUCGUCCGUACACAUAUGAAAGAAACUAUCAUCCGAUCAAAUCUCAAUCAAGGUGUACGAUAUCGGACUUCUUUCGGAAGAGCUUCACUCUUACAAAUGUUGACUGCUAGAGGUAUGGUAAGAGUUGGACCUGAUCAAGAUGAAGAUUUGGAUGUGGAGGAUGAAGAAAGGGAGAGAAGACAAGUAGUUUUUAGGGAUUGUACUACUCAAUAG